This is a messenger RNA of Saccostrea echinata, 3911 nucleotides long. RefSeq lists its product as uncharacterized. Lineage: Eukaryota; Metazoa; Mollusca; Bivalvia; Ostreida; Ostreidae. The record is from RefSeq and is a predicted model, not a curated record. The coding region runs from base 63 to 2963 and encodes 966 amino acids. The transcript is spliced from 7 exons.
AGCUUCUAACACCGUUUAACUUAUUUUUACCUAUUUCAAGAUCUUAUGAACUUAUAUUGGAGAUGAAUAGGUACAGAAACAUUUUAACUGGAGAAGCAGCUAGUGCAUUCAAAAAACUGAUCGGCAGAUUUUACUGGGCAGACGACAAUAUCGUGGUGAAACAUCUUAUUGAAGUACACGAGCGAUUCUGUGGUAGAGAUUGUCCCCUAGAAAAGUCUAAUAUAAGUCUGCAAGAAACAGAGACUGAAAAACCAGCUGUCUGUCCACAAGGAUCAGAGACAGAAAAAGUGGACAUCAGUCCUCAAGAUUCAGAGACAAUAGAGAGAGAUGAAAGUACAGAAUAUCAUGCAUCAUCUGAAGAUCGUGAAAAAUCCAUCUGUUUACACAUGGAAGUGGAAGAUGGAGCAGAGUCACUGGAUGAAGAAAGCAGUGGAGAAAGUGAAUCUGAGAUGGAAAGUGGAGAGGAAGUUAAUAUAAAAGAAGAACAAGAUGAUUUUCAAGAGAUUCUUAGUAAAGCAGGUUCUCCUGAGAUGCUCUUAAAAGGUUCCUCUACAGCAGGCAAGGAAGAUUGUUCACCCCUCAAUCCACAUUCCAAUGUCAAACCAAAAUCCACCAAAGACUUUUCAUCAAUUCAGAUGGCCACACACAGCCAUUCAAAGGAUGCUACAGACUUAAAGGGUCAUGUGACAAGUCAAUCAGACAUGUCGAGAAAAUCUACAGAUCUAAAUUUGUCAGUUACAAGCUUUAAUUGUCUGAAUUCUGUGAAGACAAUUGUUGGUGACACAAGUUCAGCUGUAGAAGUGCCUCAACCAAUGAACAACUCUGUUUCUGGACAGACAGGGCUGACAACUUUAAAUGCAAUUCAAAGUUACAAUACUCUGGCAGAGUCUAGAAAACCUAAGAAUCAGUUUGGUAUCAGUGAAAUCAAGUCACCUCUUGGUCAACAGCAAUUUUUUCCAGUGAAAUCAGAACCAACAGAUUUUAGUGUUUCACAAACUCAAGGACCAGGAUAUUCAAGUGCCAACCUAAAUACCUCAUUACCACUGAAUUUACCACCAAGUGCAGACCAAACUACCAGGAUUCAGGCAUUAGGAGGAUUCCAGAAUAAAUUGUCCACCACUUGUAAUGUUUUUCCACAAUCCCUGCAUACCAAUUAUUAUCAAUCUGUGCCACAAAGUCCAAUUUCUGUGUUGCCUAGUUUCCAAGCACAACAACCACCCCUAAAUCUAGCAUUAAUGAUAAACCCAGUCACUGGAAGUCCUAUGUUGGUGUACUCACAAAACUUAUCAAACCCUAGUCACAGUGUCAACCAACUUAAUCUCACAACAAACCCAGUUUCAGGAGUGUCAGUUUUAGCUCCAAAUUUAGAAAAUCAAAGUACUUCAAAUCAAGUUACUUCAAGCCGAAGUACUACAACGCAAAGUAGUUCAAGCCAAAGUACUAAAAAUCAAACUACUACAAUACAAAGUUUAACAAGCCAAAGUACUACAACACAAAGUACUUCAAGUCAAAGUACUACAAAUGAAGCUACUACAAGACAAAGUAUAACAACUCAAAGUACUUCAAGUCAAAGAAAGGAGCAAGUUUUGAGCUCUCAGGAAGUUCUGUCAACCUCAACAACUUUAUCUCCAUUAGAGACUAAAGCUCCUAAUAAUGAUGCCAGUGCAGUUCAGAUGGAGAAUUCUGAUGAACAAAUUGUAGACCCACCAUGUGAGAGAGAUUUAGGGGCUCCAUCACAGUCAGAGACCAAUAAACAGACCUCCUCCUCUAUGACAGCGAAAAGACAAAUUUCACCACCAACAACAGAGGACAAUAUCUCUCAAAAUAAUCCACCCUCUAAAAGAUUUAAAACAACAACAGAGGACGAAAUGGAAAGAUUAUUCGAGGGCAGACAAGCGACGUCAACUAAACAGAACACUCAAUGGGGUAUGAGGAUAUUUCAAGAUUGGAACAAAGAAUGUUUUGGAAAAGAAUUAGAUAUGGAACUUGUAGAUCCAUCCACGCUAUCCAAUCUCUUAUCUCGAUUUUACUGUGAGGCUAGGCCUAAAGCUACCAACGCAGAUGAGACCAUUUAUCAAAAGAACACACUAAAAAGCAUCCGAGCUGCCAUUAACCGCCACCUUUCUGAUCUGAAAAGACAAAUUGACAUUGUCAAAGGAGAAGAGUUCCGUGCCACUAAUGGAAUACUGGAAGGACUUUUUAAGGAAAGGUUACGACUUGGAUUAUCAAAACCAACCAAGCAGCCACAGCUCAUAGAACACGAAGACCUGAAGAAAAUUUCUACCUACCUUCAAGUCGCAUCAGAGUCUGCUGUUAUCUUGCGCCAGGCAGUAUGGUAUUUACUUUCUAUUCAUUUUGUUACUAAUUAUAUGGAGUUUUUUCAUCAGCUGAAAAUAGAUAGUUUCGAAUUCAAAACAGAUGGAACUGGUGAAUAUGCAAUAAUUAAACCUGAAACGUUGGGAAGAAAUCAUGGAGUUGCUGAGGCUCAUUUAGACAAAAGACUGUAUGCUGUGGCGCCCGGCAGUGGUGUGUGUCCAGUAAAACUACUUAGGCUGCUAAUCAAGAAAACAGACAAAAACGCCAUUAGGCUCUUCAAUAAUUACAGGAAAGAUGUUUGGUUAGAUGUAAACGAAGAAUGGUUUACGGCAAAACCCAUAGCGAAGCGAACGUUUGGAACAAUUCUGCCUAAUCUGUGCAAGGACGCGGGUGUGUCAAACAAGUACUCUCCUCAAUGCCUUAGAGCAACUGUGAUCGCUUAUAUAAAUGAAGGACAUGAUCCACAGGAUGUAAUGUUGAUAGCUAAUCUAUGUAACGAGGAUUUUGUUAAAUCAUACAACAGAGUUUCUUCAUCUCACAGAAAGUCCAUCAGCACAUUACCGUCCCUUGGAUCUGCUAAAAGCCAUGUUUUGAAUUCCUCAUCUACAGAUGAAUCGGAUUUUGCUGUGACUAGUUUUGAAGCAUAACGCAAAUACAUAUUGUAGCUGAUUCAUUUUUAUGCCCCGCCGGUUUCCUAAGUUAGUGUUUAGCUCAUUUCAAAGCUCAGUUUCAAAGAAACUAUCCAAAAUAUUUUCAUCAAACUUCAUAUCCUGAUAGAUAUUGAUGAGAGCUCUGCAACUGCAUCAACAUUUUUGACCUUGACCUUUCCUUUGACCUUGACCUCACUUUUCCUAAAUAAGUGUUUAGCUCAUCUUUAAAGAUACCAUUCAAGAUAGUGUAAUAAAACUUCAUAUGUUGAUACAUACUGAUGAGAGCUAUUCGCUUGCAUCAACAUUUUAUAACCUUGACCUUUCCUUUGACCUUGACCUCACUUUUCUCAAAUUAGUGUUUAGCUCAGGUUUAAAGAAACCAUUCAAGAUAAUUUUAUCAAUCUUCAAAUGCUGAUACAUACUGAUGAGAGCUAUUCAACUGCAUGAACAUUUUUUGAUUUUGACCUUUCCUUUGACCUUGACCUUACUUUUCUUCAAUUAGUGCUUACCUCAGUUUUAAAGCAACCAUUCAGGACAGUGUUAUCAAACUUAAUAUGCUGAUAUAUACUGAUGUAAGCAAUUCAACUCCAUCAACAUUUUUUACCUUGACCUUUCAUUUGACCUUGACCUCAAUUUGAUCAGUUUGUGUAUAACUCGGAUUUAAAGAGACCAUUCAUAAUAUUUCUCUCAAACUUCGUAUGCUAAUACAUACUGAUGUAAGCUUUUCAACUGCAUCAACAUUUUUUGACUUUGACCUUUCCUUUGACCUUAACUCCAUUUAUUUUAAAUUAGUGUUUAACUUAGUUUUAAAUAAACCAUUCGAAAUAUUUUAAUCAAACUUAAUAUGCUGAUACAUAUUUGUGCGAACUAUUCAAUUGCAUCAGAAAUGUUUGACCUUGAGCCUUCUUGUGACCUUGACCUCACUUUUCUUAUAUUUUGUUUAGU